UAUCCCGGUGGAACCUGUUGCAAACCCUAAGAAAAAAACAUAUUUGACAGCGGGACAGGCCAAUGAUCAUGCAGACGUGGACUCCAGUCGGAUGCGUUCUACCAAUCAGCAGUCUGGAAUAAGUAGGACACUCGCUUCCUGGUUGUAUGUUAAGGAGGAGCUGGAUAGUUUUAUUAUAAUAAUUAUUAAAUGUUUCUGAAGUUGAAGUAGAAGAAAAAAAAAUAAAAUAAAACAAGAAGUGAUACUUUGUACCGACUUAUAGGUCGGCAUACAAAGUGUGAUCAGAAGAACUGCUUAUUUUACGGUUAUUUUAAAAAUAAUACUUGAGUGUUGGCCACCGGUGUGCCGGUGUGUCUCGAAUGGGAUUGGAACCCCUGCUGUCGACAGUCAGGUCCUGAAAUCUGGAUUAUUUCGGUUGACGGGUUCCAGGAAGUGCCUCGCCACAGGUAGCAGAGCCGGGGCUGCGCAGGUGAAAUUCUCAGGACGCCGGCGAAUAGGAGUAUCAGCAUGGGGACUUCUGAAGAUGGCCUUAUAGGAAUCCCCUUCCCUGACCACAGCAGUGAUAUUCUUUGUUGCUUGAAUGAGCAGCGACGGGCUGGGCUGCUAUGCGAUGUCACAAUCAAAACACAAGGCUUAGAAUAUCGGACUCACCGUGCUGUGCUUGCAGCAGUUAGUCAAUACUUCCGCAAAUUGUUUACUGCUGGUCACUUUACUGGAAGCUCACGCUCUGUCUGUCAACUUGACUGCGUAAAACCUGAAGCCUUGGAUGCUCUUCUAGAGUUUGCAUAUACUGCAACACUUACAAUCCGUAGCUCCGGCAUGCUUGACGUCCUGAGAGCCGCCCGCUUACUGGAGAUCCAGUGUGUUACAGAUGCUUGCCUUGACAUCCUGCGAAGCAGUGGGACAGAUACAUGUGAGAUUGCAGAAGAAGAGGAAAUUCUAUCCCUCCAUCCAGUUAAUGGAGAAGGUGAGAUACCUGGGCUUGAGCAGGAAACAAGGCUUCAAUAUCCAGAGCAUCUUCUAAAUAUGCAUAGCGAGAAUGGAAAUAUGGCUUAUGAAGAGACCACUUCAGCAAUUCACAGAGGAGUAAUAGUAGAUGGUAGCAGUCCAAGGAGGGAAAGAAAGAAGAAAAAAAAGAUCACCUUGGCCCCAAAUCCACAUUCAAUUUCCCGGGAAUACCUGAAUAACUGCCUUUACAAGAAUGAGAUAGGAGUCAUCUGUAAAAGAGAUGACCAGGCAGUUCAAGAGGAAAGAAAAGAGUAUAUCAAGGAAGUGGACAUGAGAGGUGAAGAGACCAACCUUGUAUUCAAUGAAAACAAUAAUGCGCUUCCCCACAGGAAGGCCAUACAUGAGCAGCAGGUACUUAAUGGCAUAUACAGUCAGAAAAGACGUUACCAGCAUUUUAAGGAUGAAGAAAAAUUCUCUGAUGAUGAGCAUAUUGAUGGGGAUUCUCUGGACAUGUUUUAUAACUGCCGUGAAUCAGAUUUCACUCUUGUAGAAGGAGCAGAGUUGUUGGAGUCUUCUGGAGCCACCCCUUCAGUCAGCCCUUCCCAUCUAGAUAAAGGAGUACGGAAGAGAAAGUCACAGACUCCACAGCAGUGCCCAGUUUGUCAGAAGAUAAUUCAUGGGGCAGGCAAGUUGCCACGUCACAUGAGGACUCACACUGGAGAGAAGCCAUUCCAAUGCAACACCUGUGGUGUGCGGUUUACCAGGAAUGACAAACUGAAGAUUCACAUGCGCAAGCACACAGGUGAAAAACCCUACCUGUGCACGCAUUGCCCAGCCCGUUUCCUGCAUAGCUAUGACCUCAAGAAUCACCUGUCUCUUCACAGUGGAGAUCGUCCUUUUGAGUGCUCGCUUUGCCACAAAGCCUUUGCCCGCGAUGACCACUUGCAACGUCACCUCAAGGGACAGAACUGCCUAGAAGUGCGCACUCGUCGACCACGUAAAUCAGUGGUUAGUCUUCCACAUGUCUUGGAUGAAUCUGCACCACCUUCUCUUUUACAGAGGUAUGGCAGCUCUGACAGCCCAUCUCCUGCAUACAAUAUGUGCCAUACAGGUAUGCCAAUCUUCUCCAACUUCAUGGCUGCAGAGAGGCAUCAGUGGAUGACCUCUGGAUCAGAAAAUCCAGCUGUUGGCUCACCUUCCAUCAAUGUCUGCUGGGACAGGGAAAGGCAGGACUCUUCAGAUGAUCCUUGUUGAUUGAGCCAGCUAUAUAAUGCAAAUUGUUCUGGCCCCACUAAAAAGUGGAACUCAGUCUGGUUGUGCUCUCAAGCAAGUCACCAAAGAGCAAAUCUGGCUUUCCACUGUCUCUCACAAUUUUGCAAUGAAAAAAAAAACAAAAAGCACUUAAUACUGUUAGCCUGGGAAAUCCACACAGGAAUUUGGGUAGUUGGGUGGUCUGGGGUGGGGAGAACAGGUUCUGUGGAAGAAAUCGACCCAAGAUUGUAGGGCAAUAACUGAAAUCUAACCUUUAUCAUUUUCAUGUUUUGUGUGGUGUGGUUUGUUUGUUUGUUUGUUUUUUUCCUAAAUUUGAAGAUGUUAUUAUUAAUAUUAUAAUAUAGUUCUUACUAUGGUUACUGUGGUGGGUGUGUGUUGCUCUGGGCUUGUUGGACAUGAACCGGCAAUCACUCCUGCAACUUUUUUGGGACAGAGUGAAGAAUACUUUUGAACUUUAUGCUUGAGAGUCCACAGAGAAUGUUUCAAAUGUGCUGCGAUGCCAUCAUGACUAAGGAUUGCAGAAGCACUCUUGUGACGCUGCGGCUUCCCUGGUGGGAGUACCGUCUCUGUCUCUCUUUUUUUCGAGUAUUUGCCAGGUUUUACCAAAGGGAUUUGAAGCUUUGGUGAGUUUCCUAUUGCGGUGCUUGGGGAGCUCCUUAUGGGAAUAACUUGUUUACUGUAAGCAGGCCACAGCGCACCCUCAGAUGCUGUGUGGAGGUGACACAGCUGCUCUUCCAGUGUGUGCCUGCCAUUUGCAGUCUCUUUUGACUGCUCCAGAUAAGGGCUUUUCAGCAAUAAAACAGGGUUUGCAAUAAUCACACAGCUCAAAGAGCUGACUCAUGUAUAUCCCAGUGAGGCAGCAGCCUCCUGCAGAAUAAAAUAAAAUAGAAAAGUUUGUCAAAAAAAGUGCUGGGUAACAAUUUAGAAAGGAGGAAAGAACAAGAAAGAGAGCUGGUAAUGGUGCUUUCUAGUCUUCAUCAAAGAAAGAAAGUUUUUGAUGCUGCUGUCCACAUAUUGAAUUUGGUAUACAAACACCAAGCUGAAGGGAUUUCUUCUCCUCAAUAUGCCAAUGUUUCCGCCUAUUUUGUACACCCCAUGGCAACAGAAGACUCACACAUGCUCCGUUCAGAUCCCUAAUGCACUUGAAAGUAUAAUUGUGCCUGUCAUGGCAGUUCUUUGGUCUUUGCACCAAAGUAACAAAUCAGCGAUGUGGGACUAUCUGAUGAUCUGAAAGCACAGAGCAGGCAGUCAAGUAGCACUUUUUUAUGUUUGCCUUCAGCAUUUCCAGUGCCAGAUGUUACUAGCUUUGGUGCAGCCUCCUCUAUAGCUUACCUUGCCCCAUAUUACAAGUUAUAGAGUGGGCUACCAAUGGGUGUCUUUGUGUAAGUCUAACCAAUCUUAAUUUUGCACUAAACUUUUUUGAAGUUUCCCUGAAAACCGAAUGCUUUUCAAAUUGGAGGCGCCCUUUUUACCAAGGACCUUUUACUAGUUUAGAGUAGGAGGGGUGCAUGCGUAAAACCUGUCACUAAUGAAUCCAUUUUGGGCAUGCCAUGGACUCGCCAUGGAAACAGUACUGAAUCUCAUACUUAUUGCUCAACAUAAAAAA
Molecule: messenger RNA, 3826 nt
Organism: Polypterus senegalus (gray bichir)
Lineage: Eukaryota; Metazoa; Chordata; Cladistia; Polypteriformes; Polypteridae
Product: zinc finger and BTB domain-containing protein 7B-like
Exons: 3
Coding region: 508-2202 (564 amino acids)
Biological process (GO): regulation of transcription by RNA polymerase II; positive regulation of gene expression
Molecular function (GO): RNA polymerase II cis-regulatory region sequence-specific DNA binding; protein binding; DNA-binding transcription factor activity, RNA polymerase II-specific
Source: RefSeq, a predicted model, not a curated record